This is a messenger RNA of Megalopta genalis, 3923 nucleotides long. It is a transcript of the gene wfs1, whose product is annotated as wolframin ER transmembrane glycoprotein wfs1. Gene Ontology annotation, cellular component: endoplasmic reticulum membrane. Gene Ontology annotation, molecular function: protein binding. The record is from RefSeq and is a predicted model, not a curated record. Gene Ontology annotation, biological process: endoplasmic reticulum unfolded protein response; calcium ion homeostasis. Lineage: Eukaryota; Metazoa; Arthropoda; Insecta; Hymenoptera; Halictidae.
GCCUUGAUGGUUCCCCUCAAGCUUAAACAUCAAGUACCUAACCUGUUUAUAGUUACGCGUGCGCUUUGCACGAACCAUGCUUGAAUACGGCGAUUUUUUAACGGUAGCACCGUUGAGCGAUCUUGAACUUGUAUUGGGGUAGAAGUUUUCUAUGGUGGAUGAUUAAUUUGUGCGACAGGGCUGAUAAGAUAAGUGUCGGUCCGGUUCAACGGUUCUUGCAAAUUUUCCGAAAUCAUGGCUGGAAUUGUACCAUUGUCUAGCAGAUCUGGUCGAAAACAAUGGACACUCCACGAUGGACCACAAGGAUCUCUCAGAAGAUUGCGAUCGCAACUUGCCGAAGACGGUUGUCCGGAAUCCCAAGUUGUUUUAGCUAAGCAACUAUUAGAAGAAAGAUGUGAUCUAGAUGUUGAUAAGGAGGAGAAUGCAAAGUUGGGUGUAUAUUGGCUUACAAAAGCUUCGGAACAGGGUAAUUUGGAAGCAACAGAUAUCCUCAGGAAAUGCUCAGCAUCUGGCCGUGGCAUUACCGAACACAAUUAUUAUGAUGUAAAGAACUGUCUAGAUAUGACUCAAGAUGAGAAACUGGCCAGGAGAGCAGCAAGAGAAAUGUUUACUAGUCUUUCGAACGGAGAAGAUUUUAUUACGACAGAGCAGUUGCAAAGACGAAUGAGAGAUUUAGCAUCAAAUUUAACCAGUACUGCUAGUUGUUCUCGUUUGAAUAACAUGCCACAGAAUAACACACAGAAGGAUGUAAAUGAUGUUUCCACUGACAACUUCUUCAAAAGUGAGCCAUCAGAAGACUCUGUACCUAAAAAAGAAGAAGAAAAGGCGAAUGAUGUUCAUGAUUGGAUAAAUUGCCAAGGAGAGAAGAUUACAGAAGCAGCUCUAGUUUCUGCUGCUGCCAGUUAUGCUAGGGGGAUGCUUCCCAUAGUUUCACAUGCUCUCUGCAUGGUAGACACGUCGCAAAUGGCAUUGGACACCAUACCACUGCUCCAAAGACCUUUGAUACAUCCUCUUGCAUCUUUGAAGCGACUCUACAUUUGGUUGAUAGAAACAUUAGGGCAAAGAGGCAUGUCGAUCAGAAAGUUUCUCUUCACAUCAAACGUUCAUGUGUUAUUGUUACUUUUAUUGUAUUCAUUGGUUGGUACAGAGAGCCUGAUCCUUUUUAUACCGAUGGCGCUAUACUAUCUGUCUUUUAUCGUGAUGGUUAUAGCCACUUUCCAAAUGUUACAACGAAAACGUGAAUUCAAUCAGUUUCGUGUUUGGUCAGGUUUAUUUCUCAGUUACUCAGGGGGUAACCUGAAUCCCGAAGAAGCAGAGUAUCAACACUGCUGUAACAAUUUGAAACCUUACGCUCACUUCUUUCUCGCGUUGCUUCUAAAUCUAAUGAUUUAUCCUAUUAUCGCACACCAAUGGACGCCUCAGUCAGAGUUCACAAUUAUAGCGGUUGCAUUAACAUUGGUGACUCUGUUGAACUUCAUGUGGAAGGACUCAUCGAAAUUUCCAGAUUUCUUAGCACUGUUUAGUUUUAGUGUUCACGUUCUAGCUAAAUAUCCAUACGAAACUGAUAUCGUAGUUGCCCAAGGAUGGAGAUUCCUGGAUAUUAGAGUACCUACAUUCGCCUCUUAUGUUGUGGGCAAUGGUAUCGAGUUUUGCUUGAAUUUUCGUGCCGUUUUCUAUCUCUUGAUCCCAGCAGUUUUCGCAAAAAUGGCCGCUCAGGACAACUGGCGGGGCACUUAUCAGACUUUGAUACCUCAUUGUGUGACACUCAGCUGGUGGCAGAUAGCGAUUUUCAGUUCUCAAGGUGCAACCUGGUAUGGAUUAAUUAGAGGUGCUCUUGCGCUGGUUGGCAUGGUCCUUUUCCUACCAUUGGCAGGUUUAGCGUCCAUUAUUUUGCCAAUAGUGGCCGCUGCUAAAUAUUUAUCUGAGAGUGAUAUAGCCAUGAGGAUAACAGUAACUGCUUUGCUCGGAGGAAUGCCAUUUUUCGCCUCUUGGUAUUUAAGGAGAGCUAGAACCCCUAGGUUUAACUGGAUCAUUACGGUUGUCCAGCUAUUUCUGGGCAUUGGUGCCGGUAUGUUCCUGUGCUGGCCGGUGAUCAUGGAAUAUAAGCAGGAACCAGACAGAUUCAAGGUGAUUUCAACACUCUCAUGGGAACAGUAUCAGAAUUACUGUCACCAGCCUGCCUGGGAGGAAUUAUCAUCCAAAGCCCAAGUACAGAUCCAGUGUGCCGAUAUGGAAGGAAUAGUGGUUUCGUGGGAAGGCUAUGUGACCAAUAUUAAAUUAAGAACGUUGAAGAAUAACGUGGCGACGGUCUUCGACAAAUUACCCGACAGUAUUAGGGACACGAUCGGUUGUAUCUACGGUGAACCAUAUUCAAAUAAUUGCGACUUGAUUGACCAGCCGCGACAAAAGAAUUGUAGACAGAUUGCAAACAUUCAGAGGCGGAAAAACAAAUGCCAUUUUCCUGCUUGGAAUCGGUACGAGUUUGAAAUCUCUGUGAAGAUGAAAAGCGGUAUGUGGGGAAACAACGCGGAGGUUCUGCUCAUAGCCGACCAUUCGUUCACGAAUUUUAGCCUCAACAUUUAUCCAGGGGACAAAAUUUGGUUCUCUGGUACCCUGCUGAAUUAUGGUUUGGAGGAAGAAUCCCUGCUGGGUGGUGCAGAACCACAUGUUCAAUUGGAAGAGAUCGGUUGUCUCGCGUGUCACUCUAUCGAUUUGAAGUCUUACAAACGCUAUAAGUAUCACAUAACGUUCAGUUCGAUUUUAAGCGACCUUUGUCUAAGUAUAAAAACUGUUUUAAACUUUUUGUUUAACCCCAUCGUGAUGUUCAAGUAACCGUGCGCUGUAUGGUCGUGUAAUCUGAUGUACACGUAGGGCGUAUCGAAUCGCAACGUUUAUUAUUAUUAUAAUUGUUUACUGGAGAUCUUUGAACGUGUAUCUACAAACAUAUUAAGACAAAUGUGUCGAAUUCUCCUUACUAUAACGAUUUUCGUGUAUUACAGUUUCUUUCUUUUUAUAGUAAAGUUGUUAUACAAUUUAUUCUAGUUGAAUUGAAGUUAUUGUUGUUUAGAUAACUGAUAUAGAUUAAAUGAGAAAACUUUUUUAACCGAUAUAUGUAUAGAAUAAUACAAGCAUAUUUUGAUGUUACCAACGCCUCAGGCAUUAGAAGACUCAAUCGAGAACACAGAAAAUGUCUAUGUCACAGAGUGUACACUUGUAUGCAUACGUAAGUAUGUAUAUUUUAAGAAUGACAUAUUUUCGUAAGCAUUACUGCCAGUUAUAGAGACAGGUGUGCUUAAUAUUUUUCUAUUCCGUAUACGGAAAAUUCAAAAGGAUGGAACCUCUGGUAAUCUUAUUUUAACACAACAGUUAUACAUAGUUUUUGUAAUGACAAAAUUUUGAAGACAUCAUCCACAUCUGAAAAAUUCGAUUUGCAUUUUUAAACCAGUGUCUACAACGAAUGUGAUGCGAGUAUCUAUAUAUUAUUGAUAUUAAUUUUCUUAGAAGUUAACGUUGCAUCUUUGAAACAUUCUUGUAGGUCUAUUAAACUCGAUGGAUUAUUGAGAAAAUUGUAAUUUAGUUGUUGAACUAUCUUUACUCGUGUAAAUGUCAUGGAUAUUACAUGUAUUUGAAGCAUAGGAAAGAUAUAUGUACAUGUAUGUUACGUAGGAGUUACAAGUUAUUGUUAAAUCGAUGUCAAAUGUCUAGACUAUGAAAACAUAAACAAUUAAAGAAGGUUUCGUAAACUGUCCAGAGUUAUCGACGACAGUUACUUUCAUGUCAUAUCAGGACAAUAGUGACAAAAAUAAAAAAAAAAAUAAAAAAAAGAGUAUAGUCGACACAGAAGACAAAUAUAGACGUGCCUUGAUGUUUUCUGUUCGAUUAAAUGAUUUUAUUAUUUAUAAUAAAAUAUAUUUUAAAAAGUA